UUAGACACCACCGUAUUAGGGUUUUAUAUUUGACUAUUUGACCUAACUAAGACACUAGUCAACCAUGUCUUCUUCUUCUUCAACAAGACUUGAUCUAGACGGCAACUCAAUCAAGCCGAUAACAAUCUGUAUUAUUGGCGCCGGAGGUUUCAUUGGUUCUCACCUCUGUGAGAAGCUCAUGUUACAAACACCUCACAAAGUUAUAGCUCUGGACGUUUACAAGAACAAACUAAAACACCUUCUGGAACCCGAAACCCUUCCUUGGAACAAUCGCUUUGAGUUUCAUCGUUUGAAUGUAAAAAACGAUUCCAGACUCGAAGGUCUCAUCAAAACCGCAGAUUUGGUCAUCAACCUUGCUGCAAUCUGCACUCCUGCUGAUUACAACACUCGUCCUCUUGACACGAUUUACAGUAACUUCAUUGAUGCGAUUCCAGUGGUGAAAUAUUGUUCAGAAAACAACAAGAGGCUAGUUCACUUCUCUACUUGUGAAGUGUAUGGGAAAACUAUUGGUAGUUUUCUCCCUAAAGAUAGUCCUCUUCGUCAAGAUCCUGCUUACUAUAUGCUCAAAGAAGAUGAAUCUCCGUGCAUUUUUGGUCCGAUCGAAAAGCAAAGAUGGUCAUAUGCAUGUGCUAAGCAAUUGAUUGAGAGGUUGAUUUAUGGAGAAGGUGAUGAAAAUGGGUUGGAAUUUACAAUUGUGAGACCUUUUAAUUGGAUUGGACCGAGAAUGGAUUUCAUUCCUAGUGUUGAUGGUCCAAGUGAGGGAGUUCCUAGGGUUCUUGCUUGCUUCAGCAACAAUCUUCUUCGAGGAGAGCCGUUGAAGCUUGUGGAUGGUGGUGAGUCUCAGAGGACUUAUCUUUAUAUCAAAGAUGCUAUUGAAGCAGUGUUGUUGAUGAUUGAAAACCCUGCUAGAGCUAAUGGGAAGAUAUUUAAUGUGGGUAACCCGAACAAUGAGGUUACGGUUCGGGAGCUGGCUGAAAUGAUGAUCAAGGUUUAUUCAAAGGUAAGUGGUGAUCAACCUCUUGAAACACCUACAGUUGAUGUGAGCUCGAAAGAAUUUUACGGUGAGGGAUAUGAUGAUAGUGACAAGAGAAUUCCUGACAUGACCAUCAUCAACAAGCAGCUUGGAUGGAAUCCAAAGACUUCACUUGAAGACCUGCUUGAAUCCACACUUACCUAUCAGCACAAAGACAUAUGCUGAAGCUGUCAAAAAAGUCAUUGCACAACCCAUUGCAAGUUAAAACAACAAUGGCAAUGUGCCAAGGGUAUUAGCAUAGGAUGAACUUUAUUUUUGUUUUGAUAGUUUGUUUUUAUUUGGAAUUGCAUUAGUUUUUCUUUAGAUUAAUUUGUUAUUGUCAUAACAUGGAAGAUUAUGUUUUUUCUUUGUAAUUUUUUGGUUAAGUUUUGACAGUUCAUAUUUA
Messenger RNA from Medicago truncatula (barrel medic), 1418 nucleotides. Its product is annotated as UDP-D-apiose/UDP-D-xylose synthase 2. The coding region runs from base 65 to 1198 and encodes 377 amino acids. Gene Ontology annotation, molecular function: carboxy-lyase activity. The record is from RefSeq and is a predicted model, not a curated record. The transcript has a single exon. Lineage: Eukaryota; Viridiplantae; Streptophyta; Magnoliopsida; Fabales; Fabaceae.